Molecule: messenger RNA, 1017 nt
Organism: Lotus japonicus
Lineage: Eukaryota; Viridiplantae; Streptophyta; Magnoliopsida; Fabales; Fabaceae
Product: agglutinin-like
Exons: 6
Coding region: 1-1017 (338 amino acids)
Molecular function (GO): carbohydrate binding
Source: RefSeq, a predicted model, not a curated record
AUGACAUGGCCUGACACAUUUUACCACUUAGAUGCCACUAGGACUCCACGGUUGUCCAGCUCGUGCUUGUUGGAAAAAAGUAAAAGUAGUGGAAAAAUUGUGAAUUGCUACUUAAACCAAGAAAUGGAGCAGAAUAAUAGCUACACAGUGGGAGCAUGGGGAGGCAGUGGUGGAAAAAUGUGGGAUGAUGGGACUUUAACUGGGGUCAGAGAAAUCAAACUUAUGUAUAGUCUAUGCAUAGAAUCCAUUCUUGUUGUUUAUGAUAAACAAGGCCAGCCAUUCAAAGCCGAAAAACAUGGAGGAGUUAAAGGCAACUAUCCUGCUGAGAUUAAGCUGGAAUAUCCAGAUGAGUUCCUUAUUAGUGUGUCUGGGCAUUCUACUUUUUGCAUGGGUUUAGACGUAUGUAUUCGUUCUUUGACAUUCAAGAGCAAUCGGAGAACCUUUGGACCAUAUGGAGUUGAAGUAGGGGCGAGAUUCACCUUUUCAUCAUAUCCAUCCUAUGAAAUUGUGGGCUUCUAUGGAAGAAGUAGCGUAAAUUUGCACUCAAUUGGGCUCCAUUUAUCUCUUGAUAAAACAGAGAAGAGUAUUGUAGUAGGACCAUGGGGAGGUGCCGGUGGAAUAAACUGGGAUGAUGGGGCCUUCACAGGAGUGAGAUCCAUCACACUCUUCUAUGGCUCUUUUGUAACUGCCAUAGGAGUUGUCUAUGAUGAUCACGGUCUUCCUUUCAAAGCAGAACAACAUGGAUGUGGAGGCAUUGAAACUGCUGAGAUCAUGCUGAAUUACCCAGUUGAGUUCUUGAUCAAUGUGCGUGGGCAUUAUGGUACAGUAGAUGGAUAUGGUGAUCCAUACAUUGUGUCAUUAACAUUUGAGAGCAAUCAUAGAACUUUUGGACCAUAUGGACUUGAAAGAGGCCCAGCAUUCACCUUACCCACACAUGGACGCAGAAUUCUGGGUUUCAAGGGAAGAGGUUUUUGGCUUUUGAGCGCAAUUGGAUUUCAUCUGUCAGAUAAUAUGUAA